AUGCAUACGUGUGAAGCAGAGAAUGUUCGUAAAUGCGUCGUAAGUAAUGGUCUAAGUGGGAAUAUUCGUGAAUGUGUCAUAAGUAAUGAUCUAAGUCAGAAUGUUCGUAAAUCCAUCGUAAGUAAUAGUCUAAAUAAGAAUGUUCGUGAAUCGUCACUAGCUUUGCGAUGUUUCCGAUUCGCAGUAAGGAUAACCUUUCUGAUUGUUGCAAUACUGAUCGCACUACUUCCAAGAAGCGUCCUGGAUCGAAGUCAUUUACAUCUUCUGGCAUCGGAAGAUCCUUUGUCUCAGGUGCUGUCAGUAGAACUAUUGCUGCUGCCAGAGAAACUAUCGAUACUGUCACUUUUGGCGCUUCUGGACUGA
Molecule: messenger RNA, 363 nt
Organism: Acanthocheilonema viteae
Lineage: Eukaryota; Metazoa; Nematoda; Chromadorea; Rhabditida; Onchocercidae
Source: the annotation of a GenBank genome assembly